AAAUGAUGAUAAACAAUUUCCUUCCUGAGUCUUGAAGGCCAAGAUAAGAAGUUACAUUUUUAUAUUAGCUUGCUGGCACUGUUCUGAGCUGUGGCAUUAAGACAUUCACUACAAGUGACUUUUCUGCUCAAUACCAAGCAAGAAUGAACCUGGUGAUACUUGCUACCCUCCUAAUCUGCUGCAUUCCUGAUGCCAAGCCCUGCCCAUCGUCCUGCGACUGCAGCCUGCUGGGAAACGAGGGCUUGCGGGUUGACUGCAGCUCCCGGUGGCUGAAAGAGGUGCCAACCCUGCCCGACAAAACAGUCUUACUUUACCUACAGAACAACAUGCUGACGGGCAUUCAGGCUGGUAGGUUCGACAGGCUGCACUGCCUACAGAGCCUGGACCUGUCCCAGAAUCCCUUGAGCUGUGACUGUGACAUUGUGUACCUCAAACACUGGUUGGACGACAAUGCCAAUGUGUCGGUGACAGGGGCCACUUGCAAAGGCCCAGCAAGCCCAGAGACACCAACCACUAUAACCCAGCUUAGUGGCAACGAGUUCGCGGGCUGCAGAAGCACCAAUCCGAUCGACUGCUGGGGUCUCCUCCGAAUUGAUCUGAUCAUGUUGGGUGUUUUUGUCCUGCUGGUACUCAUUCCGGUGGCUUAUUUGUAUUCAAUCUCAAAACGAUUAGCUUGCUGUGUUGCGAUGACAAUGGACACUGUACUUUAUAGAAGAACUACAGUGAGGAGGCUAAAAUCCCAAUAAAAAAGCAAACAAGUAGGGCAUGUUCUAUAUAAACACACACAGAGUAACCAGGCACAUUUCUAUUGUAUAGCAGAGAUCCUAUGUAUAAUGUUUGGCACUUCAACUGAAUAAACAGCAU
This is a messenger RNA of Polyodon spathula (Mississippi paddlefish), 864 nucleotides long. RefSeq names its product platelet glycoprotein IX-like. The record is from RefSeq and is a predicted model, not a curated record. The transcript is spliced from 2 exons. Bases 144 to 746 code for a protein of 200 amino acids. Lineage: Eukaryota; Metazoa; Chordata; Actinopteri; Acipenseriformes; Polyodontidae.